AUGUCAGAUUUAGAAACAGAAUUACAAAUUAGUACCGACGAAGAAGGAUUAGAAAAUAAAGUAUCUAAUAAUCUCAAUGACGAUAAGUUAAAAAAAUUAAGAAUCGCGACUGAUUCAUUAGGUGGUCAUGCUGUUAUCGGAGAACUUUCAAAACCAUAUGAUAUCUUGACAAAUACCAUUAUGGAAUUAAUCAAAAAAAAUUACAAUUCAUUUGAUCUAAUUGCAGCUUUAAAGAAAUCACAACAAUUAAUUACCGAUUUGUCAUUUCUUUGGAAUUUACAUAAAUUUAGAACUACUAACAUUAUUAAAAGACGUUUUGAAAGAGUCACAAAAGAAUUUGAUAAAGUUUUAUCAGACUUAAAGUUGGAGAAACCUUUUGAUUUUGUAACACAAAAAAAGAAAGAUUUAAAAGCUGUAGAACAUGAUAUUUCAAUAAUUACUAAGUUUCUUGAAAGAGCUGAAGGAUCUAUAACAGUAUCAAAAUUUCUAGUUAACCCAAUUUUCGAAGAAACCAUAUUAUGGCUGUCAAGUGGUGGUGGCAGUGGUGUUGAAAAAAAGAAGAAAACAAAAAGUAUUUUAGUUGCAUGUAAAAGAUAUGAGCAACAGCCACAAAAAUUUUUUGAUAAUCUUAUUCUACUCCCCAAAUUAAAUAAUUGUCCAAAUAUUUUAAAAUUCUAUGCACUUUCGGUUGUUAAAGAUUGGAAUUAUCACAAUUCAACAAAUUCAAGUAUAACAACAACACAAAAUGUUUUAGAAAAAUCAAAUGAAAAUAAUGAUUCUAAUGAACCUAAAAAAGAUUUUGAUAUAUCAACCGUUGACAUAAAGGCUGCAGCGAUGUCCUGGAAUUCUUUUGCCAAUCCUAACAUAAAGGAUAGAGAUGAUGGUUUGGGUUCAGGCCAAUUACAUCGUCAAGGAAAAAAUUUUAUUCCUAAACAAGAUUAUUAUUAUGACUCAUGUUCAAUGCUUGAUCCAGUAUUAGAACAGAAUUACUCCACUAAUCCAAAACGUGUUGAUAAACAUGAUCGUGGUCAAAUCCUAUUAACAAUAAACGUGGAAUUCGAGGAUGGUCAUACUCAAGCAAUCUGUGUUCAUGUCAACGAUGAACCUGCUGAUUUGGCAAAAGAUUUUUGUGAUUUAUGGGGGGUAACAAACCCGGUGGUAGAACCCGCAUUUGAAGGUUUAAUUAAAGAGGAAAAAGAUAAAAGACUUGGUUCACUUUGA
This is a messenger RNA of Entrophospora candida, 1221 nucleotides long. The record is from the annotation of a GenBank genome assembly. NCBI's taxonomy places the organism in Eukaryota, Fungi, Glomeromycota, Glomeromycetes, Entrophosporales, Entrophosporaceae.